This is a messenger RNA of Ruditapes philippinarum (Manila clam), 4633 nucleotides long. Its product is annotated as proton myo-inositol cotransporter-like. The coding region runs from base 444 to 2228 and encodes 594 amino acids. The transcript has 10 exons. Gene Ontology annotation, biological process: transmembrane transport. The record is from RefSeq and is a predicted model, not a curated record. Gene Ontology annotation, cellular component: membrane. Gene Ontology annotation, molecular function: myo-inositol:proton symporter activity. NCBI's taxonomy places the organism in Eukaryota, Metazoa, Mollusca, Bivalvia, Venerida, Veneridae.
AUCAUGUAUCAAAUUUGGAAGGGACUGGCAUUUGAAAUUUGCCAAUUCGCGUAUUAAGAAUAAUUAUGGCACAUGUCCCUUCAGGUAUUCCGUAGUUUGUACAGGAAGUAAACAGAACAUGUAUACAACACAUUUAACGUAUAAUUUUUUUCUCUUGUUUUAAUAACGCUUUACCUUAGUUUAACAGGAAAACUUCAUUGAUAUUUAGAUGCUUAAAAUACAGGGUUUACAUGGCGAGGGAUUUUUUCGCAGAAUAUUGCAUUGUCAGUAAAUUAAAUCGAAUAUUAGUUACUAAAUGAUGUAGUAACCGUACAGUACCCAAUUUCGGAUAUUUGAUCUAUUUUUAAAUGCACUUUGAACUAGCGGUUAGAGAUAAACAAACGGGUCAAAGUAAUGCUGUAUAGUGAUACUGAUAACGAAGAUUUUGAGCUUCACGACUUCGAAUGUCAGACGAGCAAUCACUUUUAGUCCAGACUUCAGCAAGGAUGGGUCGUGCUCAAUAUAGCUCGGAUUCUGAAAAAGAGGGCAGUAUUAAAAUAGAUACAAAAAUGGACCAAAAGGAAAGAAGCACACCAUGCUUUGUGUUUGUACUUUCAUUUUUCUCAGCAAUUGGUGGAUUUUUAUUUGGUUAUGAUACUGGUGUGGUCUCUGGAGCUAUGUUGCUAAUUAAAGAUCGUUUCCAAUUAACUUCAAUUAAAGAAGAAGUAAUAGUCAGUGUGACAAUAGGAUUUGCUUUUAUAUUUGCUCUAAUUGGAGGCUGGUUAAAUGACAGGUUUGGUAGAAAGAUGACGACUAUUUUAGCAAGUAUUGUGUUCACAGUUGGGGCCGUAGUCUUGGCUGCAGCUUACCAAUUUUGGAUGCUGGUGCUUGGUAGGGCCAUUCUAGGCAUGGGAAUAGGCAUGGCGUCCAUGACGGUGCCCGUAUAUAUUGCUGAAUGUGCACCAAUGUCUAUGAGGGGCCGUUUAGUAACCCUCAAUACACUCUUCAUAACUGGUGGACAAUGCAUUGCCAGUAUUAUUGACGGUGCAUUUAGUUACGACAAAGAACAUGGAUGGAGAUGGAUGUUAGGCCUUGCUGCUGUGCCGUCUAUCGUACAGUUUAUCGGGUUUAUUUUCUUGCCAGAAAGUCCUCGUUGGUUGAUUGCUAACGGAAAAAGUGAUACAGCUCGAACAGUUCUAGUAAAUAUACGAGGGACCACAGACAUAGAAUCAGAAUUGGAAGAAAUCGAGGCAACUGUUGAAGAAGAUAGGCUGGAAAAGGAAAAAGCAGGUUCAAAUGUAUUUAUGAAGAUAUUGAGGACUCCGCCUGUAAGGAGGGCCCUCAUUGUGGGGUGUGGCUUACAACUUUUCCAGCAACUUUCCGGUAUAAAUACUGUCAUGUACUACAGUGCCACUAUAAUCAAAAUGUCAGGUGUCCGGAAACAAAGUGAUGCAAUAUGGUUAGCUGCCGCCACAGCUGGUGUUAAUUUUGUGUUCACUAUAGUGGCAUUGUUCCUUGUAGAGAGAUUGGGAAGAAAAAAACUCAUUAUGGGAAGCUUGUUUGGUGUAUUGCUGAGCUUGAUAGUUUUGGCAGUAGGAUUCCAGUUGGCAGCCUUCCAUUCCCCACCCAUUGCUCAGUCAGAAGAGGGCGAUAACUCUUGCCAUGGCUACCACUAUUGUGAAGAGUGUAUAGAGAAUGUAGAUUGUGGAUUUUGCUACAAUGACUAUGGUCAGGGCGUAGUUAAUGGAUCAUGUCUACCCAAAGAUGGAGAUGAUUCAAGUCAUUCUAAAGUGGGACGGUGUAAUGCUACAACAGGGGAAGAACCGGAUCUGAUAUAUGCAUACCAGUACUGUCCGACAGAUUACUCAUGGAUGGGAAUUGCUGGCCUCGCAAUCUACCUCAUGUUUUUUGCACCAGGUAUGGGACCUAUGCCAUGGACUAUCAACUCAGAGAUUUACCCUCUGUGGGCAAGAAGUACAUGUAACUCAUUAGCUACGGCAACUAACUGGCUAUCUAAUCUAGUUGUCUCAAUGACAUUCCUCACUCUUACAGAAACCAUCACUAAAUAUGGUACAUACUGGUUGUUUGUGGGAAUUGUGGUAAUUGCAUUAGUUUUUAUGGGAAUUACAUUACCUGAAACCAGUGGGACAAAAUUAGAGGAAGUUGAACUGUUGUUUUCUCAACCUCUGUGCAGUUGUUCGAAACCCCCACCCACACAUCACGAGGAGCACACGAAAUAUGUGGAAUAGAUACGAGAUUAUCUCUUCUCUGUGUAAAUCAUGUGGAAAAAAUUAUGUGAUAAACUUUACAUAGCAAAAUAUGACAGUGUUACGAUGAAUUUUAUGAAAUAUUUGGGAUAACGUCAAUCAAAUUAAACCCAGUUACAAAAUUAUGCUAUGCAUUAGGAUCUGACAGUCACCAAUAGAAGGUCACCUUCUCGUGACCUUUCAAUCAAGGAAUUUGUGGACACAAUGGUGUUCAUGAAAAUGGAUCAGUUUCUAUUUUUUAAACCCAGAAACCAAGAAAGGUGUAUGUGAUUUUCAAGAUUUCAUAUAUUACCUGUGAACAAAAAAGGUGGAACCUGAAUCAAUGCUUCCAUACCAAAAAUGAUAGAAUUGAACGUCCCACAUAAAAUAUAUUUAAAAUAAUCUUUGUAUUAAAUUAAAACAUACUUGUCUGACUUCAAUGAGAUUUUUGUAAAUUUCUUCUCUGUAACGGAUGAUUUGAUUGGUUGGCUUAAUUUAUUAGAAAUUUUAAAUUGAUUAGAAGACCAAUGAGUCUGUUACUGAUGAGCAGAUUUACAUGUAAACAUAACAAGAUCUGAACCGUGGUCAGACUGGAAUAAUGUGCUCUUUGUUGUGUAGUUUAAAGGUCGAUUAUUCCCAAGGAAUGCUUUACUUUUUAUUACUCGAAAGCUUUUUUUAUUUUUGGUGACCUGUUUUAUAUUCCAAAAGGUUACUCAUUGGCUAAAUUGCCUUUUGACAAUUAGUGAUAAUGAUUGAGUAUUUUGUAUGGAAGUCAAAAUACUACUUUGUUUACAACAGAUAAUUUUAGAUUACACACUACUUUCUACAGGUGAUAAGCAUCUAGCUUGCUAUAAAAUCAUUAUUUAAUUGCUUAAAACUUAUAAGCUCUUUCUGAAGAAGGGGAAAAUUAGGGAUUUCUGAGGCAUAAUGUGCCUUUAAUGGAGCUUAUACAUGUAUGUUUGAAAUAUCUAAAUAUCAAGACAGUGGAAACAUCUGAAGAGAAUUGUUAGUUACAUAUUUAUAUACAAAUGUUAUUUUUGUCUUUUUGUUUAGGAAUAAUUCUGUUGUAUUGAUUUGAUGAAGAAAACUGUGAUAGAUUUACGCACUUUUUGUUUCAUACACAGUUUAUUACUGAAAUAGGAGAACUAGUGUCUUAAUAUGAAUUUAUCUUUUUAGUACUGAGCAAUGAGUGUAAAGUUUCUUGCCCAAAGAAACAAAGACUUGGCACCUAACGGGGUUUGAACCCAUGUGGCAAGUGAUCAUUAGAUUACUAGUCUGAUGCCUUAACCACCCUGUCAUGCCACCACCAUUUAGUGUUGCCUUUGAUGGAUUUGUGACUUAAUAUUAAAUUAUUUUUUUUUUAGAAAAAUUUGUUGUCUGCCGACAACGAAAACGGCAAACUAAAAUGAAUGACGUGUACAUUUGUACACUGUACUUAAGGGAUUGGUCAUUGUCAAUGACAUUUCAUGUGAUUUACAUUACUUUUUUAUAACUUAUGUAUCUACUAGUCAGAUAUGGGGGAAAGUGCAAAAUAGUCUGGAAAAAAUUUAUAUAAGGUGUAGCAAUAGUUAAAAUAUAAAAUUGGUAGACAUGGUUGAACCAGAGAACUCUUUCUCAAUGUCCGGUGUUUCUCCCUUUAUGUUUGUGCCUUAACCUACUCAAUUUGUUUAACAGUCUUGCUCAGCUUUUCAACAUUCUAUUUUAAUGGAUGUUACAAUCAAAAUACAAAUAUUGAGCUACAGUACCAACAGUAUAGAGCCUGGUCUGACUACACAGAUAUGCAAUCUGGCCUGGUUUAUACUGGUGGCAAAGGCUGAUCACUUUUGGUUUUAGCAGGUGAAGUGCAUUUUUAGAUGGUAUUGAGUGUUGGCAUAGCUAUGCUUGUGUACCAAGUACAAUGUACAUAUAUAAUGCUAAGAAUUAAUAUUUGCAUUAUAUUGAGGGAUAUCUGUUUAAAUGUACAUGUGGUAUUUGUAUGGGAAACAAUAUUUCGAAAGUUUAUUCUGAAAAAAAAAAUGUUUUUGGCCAGUGAUUAUGUGCAAAUUCUACCCCUCCGAAGUUCAUGUAUAAUUGAAAUAAACAUCUUAUUUUCCUAUUAUUGUUAGUGAUUGAAUUAGAAAAAGUAUGAUAGAAAUAACAAAGUUAAUCCAUGGUUAUGAAUAUCAAUUGCACUUCUAAAUAUUUACAUCUUUUUAAACUGUACUGGCAAUUUAUAUACAUGUAUAUCUAAAAUUGAUUCUUUUUAAAUUGUUGUGCAUACAUGUACAUUCAUGACCUUAAUUUGAAAUUAAUGAUACAAGUUGAAUGUUUUUUUGAUCGCCUUUAUUUUAUUUAUGAACAUGUAAAUGUGCAGGUUGUAACAGUAAGGGAAAUGAACACAUUUAUAAUAAUAAAUAUUAUAUUUAUUC